This is a messenger RNA of Danio aesculapii, 4105 nucleotides long. Its product is annotated as serine/threonine-protein phosphatase 6 regulatory ankyrin repeat subunit C-like. Lineage: Eukaryota; Metazoa; Chordata; Actinopteri; Cypriniformes; Danionidae. Gene Ontology annotation, molecular function: protein binding. The coding region runs from base 142 to 3228 and encodes 1028 amino acids. The transcript has 28 exons. The record is from RefSeq and is a predicted model, not a curated record.
GCACGAGCGGAUCCUCUCACUGAUCACCGGUCAUUAUUAACGCUCGAAGGAAACUUUAUUUUGUCAAUUAUUACUGAAUUGUCCGUCUUCUGUCCCAAUCAAGUUCCAAUGAGGAAACAGCGACCUGACUAGUGUGAGGAGAUGGGGACACUAAACAUUAGCGAGCAGUCUCUCCUGGUUCAGGCAGUGUUCAGCCAGAAUGCUGAAAUGCUGGAGUUUUUAUUGGAACAAAAUGAAGACGUCAAUGAAUUGGACCAAGAGUGUCGCAGCGCUCUGCAUGCCGCUGCGUUUGUGGGUGGUGCUCAUAUCAUGGACCUCCUCAUCAGUUCAGGUGCUAAUGUUAAUGCUAAAGAUCAGGAGUGGUUGACUCCUCUGCAUCGAGCUGCUGCUUCACAGAAUGAAGUGUCUGUGGGCCUGCUGCUGGGAAAGGGAGCAGAUGUGAACGCACAGGACAGAUUCUGCCAGACAGCGCUACAUGUAGCUGCAGCCAACAGAGCCACUAAAUGUGUGGAAGUUUUACUUUCUCACGUGAGCAGUUUAAAUGCAGUGGAUCGUUUUGGGAGAACAGCUUUACAUCACGCAGUUCACAGCGGACAUGCAGAGACAGUGGCUCUGCUGCUGAAUAAAGGGGCCAAAGUGAGUGCCAGAGACAUAAAGGACCGGCAACCGCUCCAUCUGGCCGCUUUUCUAGGGAACAUGGAGGUCGUGAGGCUGUUGUUGGCGUUCAGAGCUGAUGUGUCCUGCAGGGAUAAACAGGGCUUCAGUCCUUUACAUGCGGCGGCUCUCGGAGAACACACCGAAGUGCUCAAAUACCUGCUGAAACACGGAGCACAGAUUGAUGAGGUGGAUGGUUCUGGUAACAGCGCUCUCCACAUGGUGUGCAGUGCUGGUCUGGAGUCAGUAGUGUGUGAUUUGGUGAACUGCGGUGCGGAUGUGAGCCGUCCGAACCUGCGCGGCUCCACACCUCUGCAUAUGUGUGCUGAAUCUCCCGAUGGAGCCCUGUGUCUGGAGCUGCUGGUCAAUAACAGAGCACAUGUUAACAUUCCGAAUAAAGAAGGGAAGAGUCCUUUGCACAUGGCCGCCAUUCAUGGACACUUGACCCGUUCCCAAAUACUCAUUCAGAACGGCGCAGAGGUGGAGUGUGUGGAUAAUUAUGGAAACACUGCUCUUCACACUGCUGCUAAACAUGGACAUGAGCUGCUCAUCAGUGAACUGCUGAAUAACGGUGCGGAUGUGGCCAGGCGAGGCAUUAAUGGCAUGACUCCAUUGCACUUGGCGGUGUUUUACGGCAUUUCAGACUGUUGUCGGAAGCUACUUUCCUCAGGGUUUGAUAUAAAUACUCUGGACGGCCUGAGCAGGACGUGUUUACAUAUCGCUGCUUCAGGAAGAAACGUCGAAUGUCUGAAGCUGCUGUUGGACAGUGGUGCCGAUUUGAGUAUAAAGGACAACAUAGGAAGGUCUGCUUUGCACUAUAGCUCAGUGAAUGGCUCGUACCUGUGUACGGUGGCUCUGGUGAACGCUGGAGCUGAUGUUAAUGAGCUGGAUGUCAAUGGAUGUAGUUCACUGCACUAUGCAGCGGCCGCACAAACCUCUCACAGAGUUGAGCAGGCCAGUCCUGACAGACCGUCUCUCAGCGGUGAUAAUGAUGAGGAGGCUCUCUGGUGUUUAGAGUUUCUUUUGCAAAGCGGUGCUGAUCCAACACUGCGAGACAAUGAAGGAUUCAGUCCAGUCCAUUACGCUGCUGCCCGAGGGGACAAACACAACCUCAAACUGCUCAUAGAAAUGUCUUUCAAAUGUGUGGAAGAUCUGGAGAAUUGUGUUCCUGUGAGUCCUUUACACUUAGCGGCGUAUAACGGUCACAGUGAAGCUCUUCAGCUGCUGUGUGAAACGUUGGUCAAUGUGGACAUGCAGGACUCCAGGGGCCGAACGGCUCUGUUUUUGGCGGCUCUGAGGGGCCACGGCUCCUGUGUGGAGCUGCUGCUGCUUCAAGGAGCUUUGUUUUCCAUCAGGGAGACCGUCCACCACUGGACACCCCUACAUGCUUCAGCUGCCAAUGGCCACACUGACUGUCUGCUCAUGCUGUUGAAAAGUGCUGAAAAAAACAACAUCAUUGACCUGGUGGACAAGCAUGGACAGACUCCGCUGAUGUUGGCCGCUCUGGGCCGUCACACUGACUGUGUGCACAUGCUGCUGGAGAGAGGAAGCAAACCAGACUCUGCAGACAGAAGAAGCCGCACUGCCUUACACCGCGCUGCAGCAGUUGGCAGUGAGGAGUGUGUCUCGGCUCUGCUGGUUCAUGGGGCUUUCUCUCUCUGUCGAGAUGUUCACGGCAGAAUCCCUUUGCACUUCGCUGCCUCCUGUGGUCACUCAGAGCUCCUGCUGCCUUUGCUGGAUGCAGUUUCGCUCUCAGAUCCUCUGGACUCUCUGCUGGACUACAGCUCAUACACGCCCACUCACUGGGCCGCUUACCAUGGGCACACUCACUGUCUAGAGGUUUUACUUGACUACAAACCAUCAAGCGUCCAGGAUGGAAAUGGCUUUUCUCCGUUACACUGUGCACUGAUUACUGGCCACGAUGGCGCUGCUCAACUGCUUAUUGAAACUAUGGGAACAAAGCUCACGAACCUCAGAGAUGACAAAGGAAGAACUCCACUUCACGCAUCGGCCUAUUCUGGAAGCGUCUCAGCGCUAGUGUUAGCAUUGAGCUGCGCUUCAGAUGUAAACUCAGUGGACCGAGCCGGACGCUCCGCAUUAAUGUUCGCUGCUGAGAAUGGACACACGUCUGCUGUCGAAAUCCUGCUUCAUGAGGCCAGAGCGGAUCUGUCUCUGCAGGACGUCAGCAUGAACUCAGCUCUUCAUCUGGCCUGUAGAAGAGCUCAUGAAAUGUGUGCUCUCCUUAUUCUGGCGGAGACUGACGACACGUCGCUCAUCACUUCCACAAACAGCGCACUUCAGACGCCUCUGCAUAUCGCAGCUAGAAAUGGUCUUGUGACAGUGGUUGAGGUUCUGCUGACUCGAGGAGCAACAGUUCUGGCCGUAGAUAAAGACGGACACACUCCAGCAUUGGCUUGUGCACCAAAUAAAGAUGUGGCUAAGUGCCUGGCGCUCAUCAUUUCCACUAUGAAGCCGUUCGUCGGUUUGAUGAAGAACUGUGGCAGUGGCGUUUCCCAUCAGCCCCUGCGCAACGGCGUAUCUCUACAUCUGCUCACAGAGGAGCCGCAGGGCUGAGCGUCAUUUUCAAUGGCAUCUGUCCUGCUGGAAGGUAUCAAAACAGACUUUUUACAACACUUUUUAUGUAUUUAUAAAGAAAGACAGUGUAGAAAAUGAAGAAAAAACACUAUUUGGUUACCCUGCAACCUCCUGACGUGCUCCACAAGAUGUAAACAUGUCAAAAUAAAAGUGCACAUGGAAUAUGAGGCUUUUUUUCAAGACUUUGAACAUAAUUUCAUCAUGGACCCUAUUCACAAGACUGUUUUUAAAGUCAUCAGCAUCUUAAAUCCUUGAAAGUUUUUAAUAUUUUGAUUUUAAAGAUGUAAAAUAAGUGCUUGGUUUCAUGUGUCUGUGAAGUUUCACCUCAAAAUUCCCAUCAGAUCAUUUUUCAUACCCUCCUGAAUAUGUGAAUUUUCAGCCUAGAGGACAUUGUUACUGAUUUUGCUGCCUGUGCCUUUAAAUGCAAAUGAGCUGGUUCUCCCUGCCCACUGUUCCUACCUGGGUGUAUGUUUCUCCUGCUGCUUCAUGUCAUAUAAACAGCAGUCGGUGAUACUGAUGAAGCAGGGAUCCAGUUUAUGAGUCAAAAAUACCAAGUAAGGGUAUUUGAUGUAUUUGUUGUGGAGUUAAUUCAAGCCUUUCUGCAACGAUGAGCCACGCAAAUGCCAUUGCACAUACACACACGCGCACACGUUUAACUUUGCACUGUUUUUGCACAUCUACUUGCAGCAAAUUUGGAUAUCAAUUAUGCUAUUGUACGAAAUCACAGAUUUAACGUCCACAAGCCGGGAUUGAUGUUAUGUUUGAAGUGUCCUUCAAUAUAAUUGUACUGACACUUUGCGGCUGUGGUUAUUUCAGCGAAUUGAGAUAUUCCUCUCUUUAUUACAAACCUGUACUG